Messenger RNA from Hydractinia symbiolongicarpus, 884 nucleotides. RefSeq lists its product as uncharacterized. The record is from RefSeq and is a predicted model, not a curated record. The coding region runs from base 63 to 734 and encodes 223 amino acids. The transcript has 3 exons. NCBI's taxonomy places the organism in Eukaryota, Metazoa, Cnidaria, Hydrozoa, Anthoathecata, Hydractiniidae.
AUGGUUAAUUAAUUCAAAAACAGAAGUAUCCCGGCUGUAAAAAUAUUGCCAGUUUGUUUAAGAUGGCGAUUUACGCAGGUGUCUGGGCCUCAAUCGCGUCGCUAGCGCUUAUAGCUUGUCUUGUGCUCGGCGUGUACGCUCAAGCGACAUUUAAAUGGUGGGAAAUCAAAACUAAUCUGGCGGAUACUGAGUAUUAUUUUGGUCUAUACCGAAUAUGUCGCUCUGAUUUAAGUGGAGAAACAUGCUAUCGCUUUGAUAAAGAUGGAAUGACAAACCUCAUGAACGACACAAUAGGUUUGCAGUAUAAAACAAUGAACAUCUUGGAACCAGAAACGGACGACAGUACAAAUAUUUGGAUCAUUUCAUUCUUCUACAUUGCAUUUGUUGGUAUCUCCACAUUCGUGUCGUUUUAUAUCACGUCGCAAACUGCCAGUGGAAAGUCGAUGCAUUUAACUAUUUGUAUCGCAGCCGGGCUUACCCUCAUUGGAGUUUCACUUGGUGUCACCUGCAUUGCUUAUGGUUCAUUGAGAAAGGAUGACUUAUUUGAACAAGGAGUAACAUUUUUGAACAAGCAAGGCCAGACAACAACAAACGUCAAAUUUCGUGGCUUGUCAUUUAAGUUACAGUUGAUAUCCGUAUGUUUAAUGGUCCUACCUUUCGUUAUUUACAUGCUUCUGGUCAUACCAACGAAAAAACGAUAUGCAAUGAAGAAACUGGUUAAAGAAGACAACUGAGUAUCUACACUCACAGCAAUCUUUAUCGUAAAUAAACCAUUCAGUGCUGCAUACACGAGAAAGUAGAUUCACUAAAAAUGCACAUAUUUUUUUACUAAGAAGUUGUACAGUCACACUUAAUAUGAAGGAAUAAAAUCUUAAAUCGUGCAA